Molecule: messenger RNA, 603 nt
Organism: Penicillium robsamsonii
Lineage: Eukaryota; Fungi; Ascomycota; Eurotiomycetes; Eurotiales; Aspergillaceae
Product: glyoxalase family protein
Exons: 2
Coding region: 1-603 (200 amino acids)
Source: RefSeq, a predicted model, not a curated record
AUGCCUGAAGAAACCGCCAUCGCAGUUGAAUUACUAGGAAGCAUGGAAACCACUAUCAACACGAUCGUAAACAACCUUGGAGCCAAUAGACUCGACAGGAGGAGCUUCCGAAAAUAUCUUGGUGAUUACGCUGAUCGCGCUGCAUCCGAUGGGCGACUCAUCAAUGCUUCGAGGCAAGACCUUCGAUGUGCCAACCGUGGCUUGCUUCUAGCCUACGCUCAUAUGGAUUUGAUAUGCUGGCUGGCGAAAAGCAACUAUACCGUCUCAGCAACGUCCGUCACAUGGUAUAGCUGGAGGAAACUGUUCGCGAAAUACCGCCUGCCCUUACUUGCCGUUACAUCGCAAACGACCCAUUUAACACAUCACUUGCAGAAUAUCGGCAAGUUAGCAGAUCAGGUAUUUUCAGAUCUUGAUGCCAACGAUGUAAAGUCGCUUUUCUCUAAGACUUGUGGCCAUAAACUAACAUGCAGGAAGAUUGCAAUCUCGCCAGAUUCUAUCAAAUACCGCAAAGUCCCACUGGGUCAGCCAAUUGGUUCUCCACCAGAAGGAUCCCAUGACCUUAUUCAUCGGGCCACCCUUGCCCAGAAUAAGCUCUCCCAGUGA